Messenger RNA from Thlaspi arvense, 114 nucleotides. NCBI's taxonomy places the organism in Eukaryota, Viridiplantae, Streptophyta, Magnoliopsida, Brassicales, Brassicaceae. The record is from the annotation of a GenBank genome assembly.
AUGUUAGUUUUCUUCACAUUGGACAAGUUAGUUCAGAAUUUUUUCAAGCAUCUGAUGAGACAGACACCAAGCUACUGCACCCAUAUGCAUAUGAGAACUAAAGAAAACUGUGAA